UGUGAUACAAAACACAACUGCGAUAAAGAGGAAGACUGGCUAUCGAGUCACGAGUAAUUCUUGAUCUUUGAACUGUUUUCUUGUAACUUCUCCACCUUUGAAACCCCAAAGAACAAAGAGAACUUCAAAAAUAACUCCCAAGCUAUUAAGCUAUCCAAGGUGUUUCAAGGACACUUCAAGUACAGCGCUGUGGCUUUUUUCAUCCGGAUACUUCAACUGGAGACAGAAAAAAAUCUGACGAUUCUUCAGUUGAAGUCCGCGGUUUUUGCCCCAAAUUGAAAUGAAGAAACAGGUCCUCUAACUUAGAGGUCUUUUCUUUACAUUGUAAAGCUAUAAUUCAAGAUUUGAUAGAUAUAAAGAGACAUGGAUCGGAAAUCAUCCUGGGUCGUGAAUUAUUUCUCAAUCGGAUGAUAAAAGAUGGAUGGGACUAGUCUUGAUAAUGAAGAACAAAUAUUUUACGAUACGGUGCGAGAAUAUGUGAUUGCCUUCUUAGUCUUUGUUAUACUUAACAGUAUAUCAUAUAUCAUCAUCAGCCACUUCCGUAGACGAAGAGAUGAGCUUGAUUCAGAUGGUGAAGAUGCAUCAGUUUACAGAAUAUCACUAUGGUUAUGUACCUUCACUCUCUCGGUAUCACUAGGUGCAGUCCUGCUGUUACCCAUGUCUAUCCUCAGUAACGAGAUACUCCUGAUGUACCCCAAGAGUUAUUACAUUAAAUGGCUGAAUGGAUCACUCAUUCAUGGCAUGUGGAACCAGAUAUUUCUGGGCUCUUAUAUCUCUUUAUUUGUUGCCAUGCCUUUUGCAUACUUCUUCACUGAGUCAGAGGGAUUUGCAGGGUCAAGAAAGGGUAUUAUGGCAAAGGUGUACGAGACAUCAGUAGUGUUAUUUCUUCUUGCCGUCCUGGUCAGUAGUAUAGUGUUGGUGGUCUCGGCUUUGUUGGAUAAAGGAUGGGCUGUUAGUCAGUCAUCUCAUUAUCAUGAUGCAUGGAUCCCUGGUCUACCUUUUAUCUACUCCUGUAUAUCACUUCUUGGUGGUCUGAUGCUGUUAGUUUGUACACCAGUUGGGUUUGCCAGGAUGUUUACAGUACUUGGCCAGUAUGUUGUCAAACCACAGUUCAUGAGAGACCUUGAUGAUGAAAUUUAUGCCAUACAAAUGGAGGAAGCAAGUUUAAAGAGAAAGUUAAACGGUUUCAAGAAUGGCUGGGCAGUUCAUAAUGGCAGAUCAGAAGACUAUGAGAACUAUGACAAACUGAAACUACUAGAGUCAGAACGUAAAGAACUAGAGCACCGUGCUAAAGCAUCAUCUCUCCAAAGGAACUGUGUUUAUCCCAUCUUGUUACUUGUGCUCCUACUACUAACGACAAGUCUUAUGGCCAUGGUUGCACUUCACUUUCUCGCUGUUCUGUUCGUUGAUGGUUCGCUACCCAGACGAGCUACGGUUCUGGUGUUGGGGAAGGAGUCAGCAUCGAUGUUGGGUACAUUUGGCGCUUUGCUGGAAAUCGUACUCAUAUUUUACCUGAUGCUUGCGUCACUAGUAGGUCUUUACAGUGUACCCUUGUUUGCCAGGCUCACUCCAUCACCACGGGACACGCCCAUGACUAAGGUCAUCGCUAACUGUAUAGUGUUACUCAUUCUAAGCUCAGCGCUACCCGUUCUCUCUAGGACUCUAGGAAUAACUAACUUCGAUUUGAUGGGCGAAUUCGGUCGUAUCGACUGGCUUGGUAGUUUUCGUCUUGUCAUCUUCUAUAACGUUUGGUUUGAAGUGGCUACGGCCUUCUGUCUGGUCAACAAGUUCACUGCUGCUGUCCGAAACGCGCUGUUUGAACAAGUUAGAUUUCCUGCUAUGUUGUUUUCUCGCAGACUUCGAAGUAAGAGUAAAACGUCGCCGUAAAGGCACGAAAGCUGUGGAAAAAUUUGGCCUAUUUGCUAAAACGAAGGCUUCCAAGCUACUAGUCGGUGAAGAAUAUUAAUGUUGAUCAUUCAUAAAAGGAAACGCAUGCGCAGUGCAUCCAAACGCUAUUUUAAAACACCUUUUAUUACAUCGUACCUCACCAAGUUCCUUGGAUUUUGAUUAGCCUGCGUGGCGGCUCUAGAAAAUAGUACUUCGAAAGCAUUUGUAGCGGCCAAAGGAGAUAGGCGAUAAGGAAUGGAUAGGUCAUUCCAAAGGCCAAAAAUAAGUGGAAUAACUUAUGUUUCUUAUUAUUACUCUCGUCAAGAACACGGAGGUUAGUGUUGACUGGAGAUAUUCAGUGUUGCUUGUAGUUUACGAAGCCAUCUUAACCUCGAUUAGCUUCGACUAUUCGUGUUUACACGUGCCCAUAAUUGCAUUUUUUGAAAUAGUGUAGAUGUAUGUCUAGAGACCCCUAAUAGCAAGAAGUGUUAGAGUGCACGCACUAAAUCCGUGAACAUUAAAUAGUACUAAUUAGUACUAUUUCAUACAGAAUCCUUUGUUCUCUAUUGUUUAUUUAUCACCAUUUAGUACUAAAAGUUAGCAUUUGUUUCAGGGGUUUAGUGCGUGCACUCUAAACAGAGUGUAUAUUGGAAAUACUGUGGGUACAUCCUGGUUCAGUGAUCAAGGGCAAAGCAGUCUAGCCAAACUGAUUUUAUUUCCUCCAAGUUAAGGUUUUAAACUUCAUCCUUCCCGCGGUGCCGUGCGCAAUCAACCUGACUGCUUUGCAUCUGACGAUAAGCCAGAAUAGAGUCGAAUACACCGAUAAAUCUUUUAGCAUCAGUUGUAAUUUAGUAAUUUCGAGUAUCGUGGUAUUUCUUGUAAAUACUAGAGAUUUUUAUUUUGUAUCACGCUUGUAUUCAUAGGCGUAGAAUUUCAUUACCAUGCGUUACCCACGUGCCCAGUCAUCCUAUUUUGGUUAGGUUAUUUACUAUACACUACCUUCCUCCGUGUUAGUGAUUCCACAUACUUAGACACUGUUAGUUACCUUUGGAUUAUUAGUCUGAUUAUUAGAUUUUGUUACAAGGAUAGAGUAGAACUGAAUCAAUGAAUAGUCCCUUUCACAGUUCCCUGCGCCAUCUUGAAAGGUGGUCAUACCUUUGCAUCGAAGCGAGACGAACGGUGAGCUUGCAAUGACAGAGACCUUUUUUUAUCACCUUGGUCAAUUAUUCAUAUGUCUCUAUCACUGCAAGCUCACUGUUUGUCUCGCUUCGAUGCAAAGGUAUGACCACCUUUCAAGAUGGCGCAGGGAACUGUGAAGGGGACUAUUACAAACUUUGGAAGUGAAAGUUCACAUUGACUAAUUUUUGGAUCGCAACCCUAGCCCAGGAAUAAAGACAGGUUUAUUCUGUGGCUAAGCUAGAAUGCACUGCUUUUGUUAAACUAAAAAAACGUGCGAGCGCUGACUAUAUUUUUGAUAAGCUACAAACCUUUAUAUAUAACAUAAAGCAUUGAUAAAUAUCUAAUGAUUAACUAGCUUGUUUAUAAUUAUUAGUAUUAUGCAUAUGAUAGAUUGAGACCAAGUUCAAACGUUGAGCUUCAUGAGCCGAACUUAAAGACAUCAAAGAUGACUGCCUUGUCCAUUGUUUCAAUUGGGUUCGGCUCAUGUGAAGUUCAACGUUUAAACCGAGUCUGAAGGCAUUUAACCCGUGAAAUACUAAAUAAUUUACAGCAUGAAUAGCCAAAUAGACACCAAAUAGACACCACCGAACUUAAAGACAUCAAAGAUGACUGCCUUGUCCAUUGUUUCAAUUGGGUUCGGCUCAUGUGAAGUUCAACGUUUAAACCGAGUCUGAAGGCAUUUAACCCGUGAAAUACUAAAUAAUUUACAGCAUGAAUAGCCAAAUAGACACCAAUAAGAAAACAUUGGAAUUGGAGUCUACCAAUGUGUUUUAGUCUAAUAUCUACAGUAUUUCACGUGGUUUAGUGACUUCACUCUACGAGGAGAAAUAAGUUAUUUCUGUAUAAAACGAUCGACAAAAGCUGAA
Molecule: messenger RNA, 3932 nt
Organism: Actinia tenebrosa (Australian red waratah sea anemone)
Lineage: Eukaryota; Metazoa; Cnidaria; Anthozoa; Actiniaria; Actiniidae
Product: limb region 1 protein homolog
Biological process (GO): signal transduction
Cellular component (GO): plasma membrane
Molecular function (GO): transmembrane signaling receptor activity
Source: RefSeq, a predicted model, not a curated record